Populus euphratica (Euphrates poplar) is the source of this 1744-nucleotide messenger RNA. RefSeq names its product UPF0481 protein At3g47200-like. Bases 164 to 1654 code for a protein of 496 amino acids. The transcript is spliced from 3 exons. Lineage: Eukaryota; Viridiplantae; Streptophyta; Magnoliopsida; Malpighiales; Salicaceae. The record is from RefSeq and is a predicted model, not a curated record.
GAAUAGAGCACAACUUCCAAGUAAGCUAAAAUACUUGCUCCAAGCUAAAGCCACUUCACUUUCAAGCUAGAUCGAUCAAUCACUUGGUAUAAAUUACUAUUCAUGAGUUUUAGUUAAGAGAUCCUAUUCUUGUGUUUAUCAUUAGUGUGUAUACGUACUAACAAUGUCUGUAGCACUAAAUAUUGAGGGCCCUUCACAUAGUCCUUCGCAUAGUACAAGCUGCAGUACUGAUCAUGCGUGGCUGCAGUCCUUGAUGACCGAAAGUAGGGCCGGAAAUAAUUCCAACCAAGUGAAUGAGCUAGAGGUUCCAAGGGUUCCAUCAGAGUUUCGUAAAAUGAAAGAGAACACGGAUUGCUAUGAGCCACUGGUUGUCUCCAUCGGUCCCUAUCACCAUGGGAAAAAAGAACUCAAGGAAAUGGAGAAGCUCAAGGCUGAAAUGGCCGGCCAGUUUGUCAAAGAUAGUAGAGUGACUGCUGAAGAAAUGUACAGCAAGGUCAAAGAAUUGGUCAACGAUGCAAGGAAAUGCUAUGCAGAGGAGUCAACACGUCAGUUCAACGAUGAGAAACUCACCCAGAUGAUGUUUCUUGAUGGCCAUUUCAUUCUCCAUGUUGUCUCCAACAAGCUUGAGAAACAGAAGCUGAGGAAGGAAGAAGUUGCUUCGGUUAGAAGGGACUUGUUCUUACUAGAGAACCAACUCCCCUUUCGAGUUCUUAUCCCAUUGAUGAGGUUAUAUAAAAGGAAAGGGGAUCACAUUGCCGUGGAGGAUACUUCUCCGUCCAAACAAAGUUCGAGUCCGGAAAGUAAAGAUCAAAAUUGGAGGAAAAUGCUUAAACAUUUCUUCAAAGACAUUCAUGAAAUACCCCCUCAAAGAGAGUUGUGCUGGAAAAAAAUAUCCCUUUUUUUUUCAGACUUGCCAAGAGCAUUAAAAUUAAGUUCGAAAUCCCCAAGAUUCAAGGAUUCUGCCUUGGGUUUAGAUUCUUACGAUCAUCUUCUCGAAUUUUUUUAUUUCAUGUUCGUAUACGGCCAAGUAGGACAAGAUCAACCAGAGAGAAGAAGGUACGGGGAGAUCACAAGCUGGAACCGGUAUUAUUCUGUCAACGAGCUUAAGAACGUUGGGAUUUCUUUUAUGCCAAGCAACACCCGUGUUUUCACUGAUGUCAAGUUCAAAAAUACAUUGCUCGGUGGAGCACUAUGCAUUCCUCCACUAAGCAUAGAGGACUCAACCAAGUCCUUGCUUCUGAACUUGGCAGCCUAUGAAACAUGCGCUGGUUGGUAUUAUGGUAGGUGCACUUCGUAUGUAUGCCUUAUGCGUUCACUGAUUGAUAAACCUGAAGAUGUGAAGGAGCUGCGGUCAAAGGGAAUACUCCGCACCACUAUAGGAAGUGACGAUCAGAUAGCACAAAUCUUCAAAGAGAUAACAACCAAUCUGGCGCCCAACCCUACUGCUUAUACGAAGGUCAAAGGCUCUGUUGAAUCGCAUUAUAGAAGCAGUGUCAAGAGAUGGAUCCUUGAAAAUAAGGGUCCUUUUUCUAGAGCAGUGGUCAAGUACUCUUUUAUUUAUGGCAUUGCAGUAAGUGCCAUACAAGCUUACUUAGCAGAAACUAAAGAGAAACCAGGUUUGGGCAACUGCAGCUGCUCAAACGCCACCCUAUAACACCCUUAAAACUUGAUCAUACACAUAAGAGCUGUUUAAAAAAUCUUCGUCCUUUUGUUUUCCCCAUUAACAGUGUGGAUUGGUUUGCCA